AUGUUAUGCAUCAGCCAAUUGAAGAAACUGACUAUAAAUAUAACAUUACCAUUAACUACCCGAUAUACACCGGAGAACAGUCAUCCCACAUUUUGUGCGAGAAGUUUUAUUACGACUAAUGUUAUGCCUGUACCUUACCACGUCACUAUAUUAGACAAUAAAAUGUCUGUUUACGAUAAUUUUCGGAUUAUUGCAGUAUCGACUAAUGAUAGUAAUGGCACAGAUAUUUAUUUGGAAAGAAUGAUUCUGCGUUUCGGUUCUUAUAUUUACAAGAAGACAGGCAUUCGCAUUAAUAACGAUACAGAAAAUAGUAUUACGAAUGGAUGGAAUGCAUUAUAUAUUCACUCAAAUGAAUCGAUUUCAGACUAUCCAACACUUGGUGAGAAUGAAUCGUACGAAUUACAUAUUUCAACAAAAAACGCUCAUUUGUAUGCCGAAACUCUGACAGGUGUUAGUCGUGGUUUAGCAACAUUUGUACAACUACUUCAUUCAGAUACAAAUAAUGAUAUUUCUGUGCCGUCACUUCGUAUCGUUGACAAGCCACGAUUUCCUUGGCGUGGUAAGUAUUUGAAAGCGGUAUUCAACGAAGAGCUUUUUAAUCGUCUGUGA
Didymodactylos carnosus is the source of this 609-nucleotide messenger RNA. The record is from the annotation of a GenBank genome assembly. NCBI's taxonomy places the organism in Eukaryota, Metazoa, Rotifera, Eurotatoria, Philodinida, Philodinidae.